AUGAUGAUGCAAGCCCAACUGCACUGCUUGUGUCUCUUUACACUUUACUUGACAACUGGAUAUGGCCAAGAGGGAAAGUUUAGUGGACCCCUGAAGCCCAUGACCUUUUCUAUUUUUGAAGGCCAAGGACCGAGUCAAAUCAUAUUCCAGUUUAAGGCCAGUCCUCUUGCUGUGACUUUCAAACUAACUGGGGAGACAGAUGACAUAUUUCAGAUACAACCAGAUGGACUUCUGUAUCACAACAAAGCCCUGGACAGGGAAACAAGAGCUGUUCACAAACUCCAGGUCUCAGCCCUGGAUGCUCAUGGCAAUACAGUGGAGGGCCCAGUCCCCAUCACCAUAGAAGUGAAGGACAUCAACGACAAUCGACCUGUGUUUCUCCAGCCAAAGUAUGAAGGCUCAGUAAGGCAGAAUUCUCGCCCAGGAAAGCCCUUUAUGUAUGUCAACGCUACAGACUUGGAUGAUCCAGCCACACCCAAUGGCCAGCUUAUUUAUCAAAUUAUCAUGCAGCUUCCCAAGGUCAACAAUGUCAUGUACUUUCAGAUCAACAACAAAACGGGGGCAAUUUCACUUACUCGAGAAGGAUCCCAGGAACUGGAUCCUUUGAAGAAUCCUUUCUACAAUCUGGUGGUCUCAGUGGAGGACAUGGGAGGCCAGAAGGAGCAUUCCUUUAGUGACAGCACAUCUGUGGAUAUUACGGUGAAGGAGAAUAUUUGGAAAGCACCAGAACCAGUGGAGAUUGAAGAAAACUCAACUAAUCCUUACCCCAUUAAAAUCACUCAGGUGCAGUGGAACGAUCCAGGGGCACUAUAUUCUUUAGUGGACAAGGAGAAGCCAUCAAAAUUCCCAUUUUUAAUCGACCAGGAAGGAGAUAUCUAUGUGACUCAGCCCUUGGACCGAGAAGAAAAGGACGCAUAUGUUUUUUAUGCGGUUGCAAAGGAUGAGCAUGGAAAACCACUCGCAUUUCCACUGCAAAUUCAAGUGAAAGUUAAAGACAUUAAUGAUAAUCCACCUACAUGUCCAUCUACAGUGACUGUACUUGAGGUCCAGGAGAAUGAACAAAUAGGGAGCAGUAUUGGAACACUUAUUGCUCAUGACAUGGAUGAAGAAAACACUGUCAACAGUGUUUUAAGAUACAGAAUUGUGGAUCAAACCCCCAAAGUGCCUAGAGAUGGACUCUUCCUGGUCCAAACCUACUUGGGAACGUUCCAGUUAGCUGUGCAGUCUUUGCGGAAGCGAGACACUCCGCAGUACAAUUUGACAGUAGAGGUGUCUGACAAAGAUUUCAAGACCCUCUGCUUUGUGCAGAUCAACAUUAUUGAUAUCAAUGAUCAGAUCCCCAUCUUUGAAAAACCAGAUUAUGGAAACCUAACUCUCCCUGAAGAUACAGCCAUUGGAACUGUCAUCUUAACCAUCCAGGCCACCGAUGCCGAUGAACCACAUACGGGAAGUUCUAAAAUCCUGUACCGAAUUACACAGGGAGACAGUGAGGGACGUUUGGAGAUUGAAACAGAUCCCGAAACCAAUACUGGAUAUGUCAAGGUUAAAAAGCCUCUUGAUUUUGAAGCAGUAGCCGUUCACAAUAUUGUGUUCCAAGCAGAAAAUCCUGAGCCUCUGGUGCUUGGUGUACAGUACAAUGCCAGCUCUUCUGCUACAUUCAGACUUACUGUGACAGAUGUGAAUGAAGCACCACAAUUUUCCCAACAAGUAUACCAAGCAAAAGUCAGUGAGGAUGUGGCUAAAGGCACUAAAGUGGGCAACGUGACUGCCAAGGAUCCGGAAGGUCUGGACAUAAGUUAUUCAUUAAGAGGUGACAAGAGAGGUUGGCUAAAAAUUGACCCCGUCACCGGCGAGAUCUUUAGUGUGGCUCCGCUGGACAGGGAAGCUGAAAGUCUGUAUCGGGUACAAGUGGUGGCAACAGAAGUAGGUGGAGCCUCCUUAAGCUCCACGGCGCAAUUGCACCUGACCCUCAUGGAUGUGAACGACAACCCGCCGCGGCUGGCCAAGGAGUACACAGGCUUGUUCUUCUGCUAUCCCCCUAAAGCACCUGAAAGUCUCAUUUUCGAGGCCACUGAUGAUGAUCAGCAGUCAUUUCGGGGUCGACACUUUACAUUUUCCCUUGGCAGUGAAAGCUUACAAAAAGACUGGGAAGUUUCCAAAAUCAAUGGAACUCAUGCCAGCCUCUCCACCAAGCACACGGACUUUGAGGAGAGAGUUUACCACAUCCCAGUCCGCAUCAAUGAUGGUGGUCGGCCACCCUUGGAAGGGACUGUCUCUUUACCAGUUACUUUCUGCAAGUGUGUGGAAGAUAGUUGUUUCCAACCAGCAGGUCACAUGCCUGGGAUACCCACUGUGGGCGUGACAGUUGGUGUACUCCUUACCACCUUUUUGGUCAUUGGUAUAAUUUUAGCAGUUGUGUUUUUCCAGAUAAAGAAGAAUAAAGGCCAACGUAAUGUUGAAAGUGCUCAGGCAUCUGAAGUCAAGCCUCUGAGAAACUGA
This is a messenger RNA of Eubalaena glacialis (North Atlantic right whale), 2499 nucleotides long. It is a transcript of the gene CDH17, whose product is annotated as cadherin 17. Gene Ontology annotation, cellular component: catenin complex; adherens junction; plasma membrane. Gene Ontology annotation, biological process: adherens junction organization; multicellular organism development; cell morphogenesis. The record is from RefSeq and is a predicted model, not a curated record. Gene Ontology annotation, molecular function: cadherin binding; calcium ion binding. Lineage: Eukaryota; Metazoa; Chordata; Mammalia; Artiodactyla; Balaenidae. The transcript is spliced from 17 exons. The coding region runs from base 1 to 2499 and encodes 832 amino acids.